This is a messenger RNA of Perca flavescens (yellow perch), 1538 nucleotides long. RefSeq names its product arginine vasopressin receptor 1Aa (gene avpr1aa). Gene Ontology annotation, cellular component: plasma membrane. Gene Ontology annotation, molecular function: peptide binding; vasopressin receptor activity. Gene Ontology annotation, biological process: cellular response to hormone stimulus; regulation of systemic arterial blood pressure by vasopressin; G protein-coupled receptor signaling pathway. Bases 98 to 1327 code for a protein of 409 amino acids. The record is from RefSeq and is a predicted model, not a curated record. The transcript is spliced from 2 exons. Lineage: Eukaryota; Metazoa; Chordata; Actinopteri; Perciformes; Percidae.
UCUCCGUGAGCAUUACGCACAGUAGCUCCAUAUAUGUAGAGGCACCUCGCAGCCCCUCUGGCACUGUAUCUGCUAGAGCGCGCGCAGGGGCAGUGCCAUGCACACUCCUGACUAUGAGUUUCUGAGCGGUGGGAACCAGUCUCUGGGUUUCAGUCCCUUUAAUGACCGAACAAUGGAAAAGCUUGGAAACAACACCGUCCACCCGAAUGGAUCCGAUCCGUUUGCGCGAAACGAAGAAGUGGCCCAAAUCGAAAUAAUGGUCCUGAGCAUCACCUUCGUGGUUGCUGUGAUUGGGAAUGUGAGCGUCCUGCUGGCAAUGUACAACACUAAGAAGAAGAUGUCGCGGAUGCACCUUUUCAUCAAACACCUCAGCCUGGCUGACCUGGUGGUCGCCUUCUUCCAGGUGCUGCCGCAGCUCUGCUGGAAGAUCACCUUCCGCUUCUACGGUCCGGACUUUUUCUGCAGGAUAGUCAAGCACCUCCAGGUGAUGGGGAUGUUUGCGUCCACCUACAUGAUGGUGAUGAUGACCCUGGACCGUUACAUUGCCAUCUGCCACCCUCUGAAAACCCUCCAGCAGCCCACCAAGCGCUCCUACAUCAUGAUCAUCUCCACGUGGAUAUGCAGCCUGGUGUUCAGCACUCCACAGUACUUUAUCUUCUCCCUUAGCGAGAUCCAGAACGGCUCGAAAAUUAACGAUUGCUGGGCGCACUUUAUCGAGCCGUGGGGCGCCAAGGCGUACAUCACCUGGAUAACUGUGGGCAUCUUUCUCGUGCCCGUGGUAAUGCUCAUGAUGUGCUACGGAUUCAUCUGCCACAGCAUAUGGAAAAAUAUCAAAUAUAAGAAAAGGAAAUCGACGGAUGGUGUUGCGAACAAGAACGGGCUGAUUGGGAAGAAUUCAGUCAGCAGCAUUACAACUAUAUCAAGAGCCAAACUGAGGACUGUUAAGAUGACUUUUGUGAUUGUUUUGGCGUACACUGUUUGCUGGGCUCCGUUUUUCACAGUGCAGAUGUGGUCGGUGUGGGAUGAAAACUUCCAGUGGGCUGAUUCUGAGAACACAGCAGUGACUCUGUCUGCACUCCUUGCCAGUCUCAACAGCUGCUGUAACCCGUGGAUAUACAUGGUCUUCAGCGGCCACCUCCUCCAGGAUUUUGUGCACUGCCUCUCCUGCUGCCUCAAAAUGAACCCUGACUUCAAGAAGGAGGACUCAGACAGCAGCCUCCGCAGAACAACAUUGCUGACAAAGAUGGCCAAUCGGAGCCCUACGGGUAGUUCAAGCAACUGGCGAGAGAUGGACAAUUCUCCCAAAUCUUCCAUUCAGGCGGAGUAAACUAGCAGCCAGACAACUCUGUUUACUGGGGUGGGAAUGAAAACAUGUCUGGGAGUGGCAUCAAGUUACACAUACAGCAUCAACUAAUCUUAACUUUGGGCAUGUCUGACAGUGACUGAAAUACCCCCAAAGUCCAAAACUAUAAAGCAAAUUAAGCUUUUUGCAUAUGAAUCAGGAGACAAGAGUGAAGAAAUGUUGUGUUGACUGAGAA